This is a messenger RNA of Triticum aestivum (bread wheat), 1354 nucleotides long. Its product is annotated as cinnamoyl-CoA reductase 1. Gene Ontology annotation, molecular function: oxidoreductase activity, acting on the CH-OH group of donors, NAD or NADP as acceptor. The transcript has 6 exons. The record is from RefSeq and is a predicted model, not a curated record. The coding region runs from base 115 to 1152 and encodes 345 amino acids. NCBI's taxonomy places the organism in Eukaryota, Viridiplantae, Streptophyta, Magnoliopsida, Poales, Poaceae.
GUAGCUAAUUACCCGUCGUUGAGCAUUCCUGCCGCCAGCAACCACAGACGGUGAGUGGGGCUCGCGCGCUCUGGUGUGUGUGUGUGUGUGGAGCGAAGCCUAUCAGCUUCAGCCAUGGUCGGGCGUAUGGAGGGAGGGAAAGGGGAGACGGUGUGCGUGACCGGCGCCGCCGGGUUCAUCGCCUCGUGGCUCGUCAAGCUCCUACUCUCCCGCGGCUACACCGUCCACGGCGCCGUCCGCGAUCUUGGUGAUAAGAAGACUGCCCAUCUAAGGCGCUUAGAUAAUGCUGCUAGCAACCUCAAGCUUUUCAAGGCUGAUCUCCUUGACUAUGAUGCAAUGGCAGCUGCCAUUUCCGGAUGCCGUGGAGUUUUCCAUGUGGCGACUCCUGUUCCUUCAGGAGAAUUAACCGAUCCAGAGCUACAAAUGUUGGGCCCUGCUGUUACCGGCACCACGAACGUGCUCAAGGCCGCCUCCGCCGCAAAUGUCCGACGAGUGGUCGUCGUGUCAUCCAUGGUUGCUGUGGAGAUCAACCCCAAAGACUGGCCCCAAGGCAAGAUCAGAGACGAGAGCUGUUGGUCAGACACAGAAUUCUGUAGGAGCAAUGAGAGCUGGUACCCUGUUGCCAAGAUCGCGGCAGAAGCGGCGGCGCUGGAGUACGGGCGUGAAACCGGGCUCGACGUGGUGACACUGAACCCUGCACUGGUGUUUGGCCCCCUGCUCCAGCCGACCGUCAACGCGAGUAGCCAGUUCCUCAUCUACUUGCUCAAAGGAGGCCCUGAUCAGGUGAGGGACAAGCUGUGGCACAUCGUCGACGUUCGCGACGUCGCCGAUGCACUGCUCCUGCUCUACGAGACGCCCGGAGCCGCCGGCCAGCACAUCUGCGCGCCACACUUCAUCACCGUCCGGGAACUGCUACGUUUGCUCAAGAUCAUGUACCCUGGGUGCCCCUACAUAUCUGAGGAGAGCAUAUAUGACAUGGAUCACCCGGCUCCAAUGACCUCUGAAAAGCUGGAGAAGCUGGGGUGGAGCCACCGGCCGCUGAGGGACACGAUAGCAGACACCAUCGAGUUCUGCCAGGAGGCCGGGUUUCUUGAGGGCAUCGAUGCUGAUGAUGCGCCCUGCCGCUUCCCCCCUCUUUUCAACAAUAUCUAGCGUCAAAGAAAGAAUUUGAAGAAGUUUGGGAGAGCAUGUACGGUGUUGCUCCUCUAUUGUUGCUAUCUAUUUUUUUGAUAGAACGUCAGCUUUAUUAGACACUUAGACAAAGUUACAAAGGGUCUCCCGAAUACACUCCGGAGUAGAAUGAAAAACAACAAUACUAGACAAAUUUUUACAAGACUUGGCUAACAGAUGAGCA